AUGAAAAUGCUACUUCUGUUGGUGUAUCUGCUAUGUCAAUUUCUUUCAAGGACACUGGCGAUUAAACUAUCUGUACCGAAUGAUGCAUUCGGCGUCCCUGAAUCAUUAAGAAUAUGGUCUAUCGUGAAUAAGCUGGCUCUGGACAACAAUAUCGAUGCUAGUAUUUUGAAUGAACUGUACCCCGUGAUUACGAAACUCGAGGAACUGGAUGAGGCUCAGUCUGUUACUGAUUUGGUCUAUGAUCACUUAAAUGAUGCUGUCUCCAAUGACAUGGCACAGUUUUUCAAACUUUUUGACUCUCUAUACCCUAUGGGGCUGCAAUUUGAAGAUGAUUUGAACACUCCAUUGAAUAAUGACAAUUUUUUCAUGUUAAAUGACCAAAAAUAUUCCAAACCUGACGAUGUCUUUUAUUUAAAAUCAAAAGAGCUAAAAAAUCAAGCUAAACUUGGGGAUUCAGAUGUUAUUGCUUCAAGAAAUGAUGUAGUUAUAGGUAAAAACGCAGACGCUCCAAUAUUGCUGUUUUAUGGCUGUCCUGUCAAUGAUGAGUUUGAUGAUUUUAAUAGAAAUCUGUACAAUGAGGCGAUUACAACAGAUAAAAUUAGAUUUAUAUGGAGAUCGACUUGUUCUAUGAAUUUCCCAAGUAAAAUCAACUCCGAAUUUCCAUUAACUUUUACCGUGAAUGAAGAAAGUGAUUUAAAGUCUUUAUUAGACACAAAACUUCCUUUUAACAUUCCCCAUGAAUUCACUGAUUUAGAUAAACUUUCCUUCGCAAAACCAACUCAGGAAGAAUUGAGUGAUAUGGAUAUGAAAGUCACUAGUUUUUUAGUUAAUCAUUACCAGGAAACCAAAAAUUUAACUGAAUCCCUAGAAUAUACAAGAGCUGUACUCAAUAAUUAUCCCUUUUUAAUGCAACACUUUAUAGAAAUGCAACCAAACAAGAAGUUAAACAGCCUAAUUUCAAGAAGCAAUGAGGAACUAGAACGUAUGGGAAUCGAUUAUAAAAUGUUAGGUCUUUACAUUAAUGGCCAAAAUCAUAAAUAUUCGACUUUAGAUCAAUACACGUUGUUGAAUGCCAUUUAUAAAGAAUACAGAGAAAUCCAAAAUUUGCAAGAUAUAUUAGAAAAAUAUUUGCCUACAAAUGUACUUACACCCACUUUAGCAAAAGAUUUGUUAAAUUCCUAUUCUUCAUUUUCCUUACCACAUUUAAAGGAACUACAGCCCAUCAAAUUGGAUCUACACAGAAUAAGAGGAUUCUCUGAAAGCGUCAUUUAUUUCAACGACAUCGAAGAAGAUGAACAAUAUGAGGAACUCGAAAAAGAUGCCACUAAAUUCUUCGAAAAGUCAAAAUUUGGUGAGAUUCCUGAAUAUAGACGUAAUUGGGCUGAGCUAAUAUUUGUCAUAAACUUUGACAUAUUGAAUAAAGAUCCAGAUACACAACAUGCAUUAAUGGGUUUGAACCGAGCUGUUCAAAUCACAGGCGAGGGAUAUCCACAACGUAUUGGGUUAUUACCGCUUGGUUCUAGGGAGAAUCCAAUUGUAAAGAAAAUUUAUGAGCUGAAAGAUACUGAUUCAUCUGAAUUAAAAUUGUUUUUAGAAGAGUUGGGGAGCAAAGAAGAUGUUAUUUUUUCAGAUUUCAGCAAUAUUCCAAAUGUCGGUAAGCUAUUGAAGCAACUACAGAUCGCUGAAACUUCAAUUAUUGUCAAUGGUGAAAUUUAUCCGUUUAAGAUGAAUACAUGGAAUUAUCUUAUCGCAAAAGUAAUCAAGAAGGAUGUUGCUUUCAUUAAACAGGAAUUAAAUGAGUUUGCAGCACGAAACAAUGUUCAGGGUGAUAAAAACGUUGAUGUUAGGGCACUUCUACAUCUGAAAUCAGCGGAUAGUAGGCAUCCAAAGUAUACUCCUGACUAUUUUGCAGAUUCAGUUUACACUAAAUCAAAUGAUAACACUCUUAAUACAAUUCCUCAAAAUAUAAUCGAAUUUAGUUUCAGUGAGAAAUACAAUAUUCUUCAUACUAUCACAUUAUAUGACAACUUUGAUUCUCAAAUCGCCUUGAAAAGGUUGAAGGCCCUUUCUAAAAUAAAAUUCCAUGGUAUAAGAAUCAGAAUGGUUCAUUCUGGUGAUGUCACUUCCUCUAAUUGGAUUUCUUUAAAGAAUAACUUAUCUAGUAGGAAGCAGCUGAUUGCUAAAGUGGACAAUCUAAUUACCAAAAGCUAUAGAAAUAUUCCAGAUACAACAUCUAUACCACUCCAAGUGUUGCACUCUUGGCUGCCAGACAUUCCCCUAGAGCAUUUGAAGUCACACUCUUUUUUUCUGUUCAAUGGUAGAUUUAUUCAUCUGGACUCUGAUGAAGUUCUAAGUGUUAAAAGGCUUCAGGCUAUAGUGAAGAGAGAAGCACAAAGGACUUUGGAUACAGUGUAUGCACUUAAUGAAAUUGAUCCCGCUUUCGGAGAAAAGAUGGCUGACCCAGGUUUUAUAGAGACAGUGUCGUCAAUCCUAACUAUGCUAUAUUACAAAGGUACUACUAUAUAUGAAGAUGGGAUUGAAUACACGACUGAAACAACACUUUCAAGGAUGGAUUUUUCACAAAUCUUGGCAGUGAAUAAUAUCACUUAUUUUGAACAACAUAACCAUGUCGAGAAACCUGUUGAUCUGCUGCUUAUCAUAGAUCCAUUGGAAGAGAGAACACAACACAUACUAUCUUUACUUUCCAAGGUAGAAAAUCUAGAAUUCAUUAACAUAAAGGUGUUACUAAUCUCAACGCUCUCUCUCAAUAUUGUUCCAAUUGAAAGGGUGUACACUCUAAAUCAGAAAAUUCAAAUGAAAGAGCUUAGAGAAAACGAUCUGCUAAAUAAUUGGGAGGUCGAUAUAGAAACACCUACUCAUUUCUCCAUUAAUAGCUUUACAAGGCUAGAGAGUACAGUAAUCGAAGUUCAUGCAUUUAAUGAAGAUUCACCAAUUUCAGGAAGUAAUGUCGACGGCAUAGGUGGGGUUAGGUUACAGUUACUUGAUUCAAGCGGUUCCAUCAUUGAUACGCUUUCUACUAUGACUACUUUUGGCUACGGUCAAUUUCAUCUUAAUCAAUUAGGCAAGAACUUCACAAUUAAAAGUGCGGAUGACGGCUAUGAGGUGGAAUCCUUUUCUUUGCAUGGAUAUGCAGAUUAUGUUCCCUCCUCAAGCUUUGACAUGUUGGAUUUUAAUCCAAAAAAAAUAUACAUCAAAGUUAAAAUCUUGGACAGGGUAUCAAAAGCUGUUGAACAAGACGGUGGAUUCAAUAUCUUCUCUGUAUUGAAAACUCAUGAAGAUGAAGAAUCGUAUAAAAGAAUGAUUCUUUCAAUUCUAUUAUGGAAGCUAGUUGAGGAUGAUACCGAACAACUGACAUUCUGGAUCUUAGAUCAGCCUUUUAUAUCUGAAGAAUUCAAGCAAUACUGUGAGAUAAUUAACGAACAGAAUGAACUUCGUGGAAAAAUUAGAUUUAUUGAUUAUGACUGGCCAGCUUGGUUGCGUCCUCAACGUUUCCGUUCAAGGAAAGUGGACAUCUCAAAGCUACUAUUCCUAGACGUACUGUUCCCAGAAAAUAUCACAAGCAUAGUAUAUAUGGCCCCGGUAGCUACACCAAUCGAUCCGUCUAGUCUGUUUGAAUUGGAUGCGAAGGCCAAAUCAUUCCGCCUUUUCAGAGUGAAAGGGAAGGGAUACUGGGAUGAAGGCUAUUGGGAAAAAGUGCUAAAAGAGAAUAACUUGAGCUUUUAUUCGAUUGGCCCAGCAUUUUUAAUGAAUUUGGAUGUCAUAAGAGCAAAUGGAGAUGCUGAUAAAUUGCGGAUUCAUUACCAGAGGCUCUCUGCCGACCCGAAAUCUUUGAUUAACAUUGAUCAAGAUCUACUCAAUGAUUUACAGACAGCUAUACCAAUGGGGAGCCUUAGAAGGGCCCUUCUUGAUAAACCCAAAUUGGAUACCACUCUUAUAGAAAGGUGGGAGUCUGUUAUUCAAGACAGUAUUGCAGCAGCAAAUUCAGCUGCGAUGGACAAAGAACACGAUGAAAUCGAUUAUAAAAAUGUAAGUAAUGAUGAAACUACGACUUUAGAGGAAGACGAAGACUAUUUUCAUGAUGAACUUUAG
This is a messenger RNA of Kazachstania africana CBS 2517, 4110 nucleotides long. It is a transcript of the gene KRE5, whose product is annotated as Kre5p. Gene Ontology annotation, molecular function: UDP-glucose:glycoprotein glucosyltransferase activity. NCBI's taxonomy places the organism in Eukaryota, Fungi, Ascomycota, Saccharomycetes, Saccharomycetales, Saccharomycetaceae. The transcript has a single exon. The record is from RefSeq and is a predicted model, not a curated record. The coding region runs from base 1 to 4110 and encodes 1369 amino acids. Gene Ontology annotation, cellular component: endoplasmic reticulum.